This is a messenger RNA of Juglans microcarpa x Juglans regia, 1392 nucleotides long. Its product is annotated as transcription factor BIM2-like. NCBI's taxonomy places the organism in Eukaryota, Viridiplantae, Streptophyta, Magnoliopsida, Fagales, Juglandaceae. Gene Ontology annotation, molecular function: DNA-binding transcription factor activity; protein dimerization activity. The transcript has 8 exons. The coding region runs from base 228 to 1238 and encodes 336 amino acids. Gene Ontology annotation, biological process: DNA-templated transcription. The record is from RefSeq and is a predicted model, not a curated record.
GUGAGCUCAUGAGAAGCACGUGAGCUGACUCUUGCUGUCAUCCACUCCUCCUCUCCAACUGGAAGGCAUCGGCGUCGCAGCGAGCAAGUAGGCAGGCAUUGAGCGAGCCGGAGGUUUCGUUUAACCACUGCCGCCGGUGGCCGGAGAAAAGCCUAAACUCAGAAGAGAAAAUUCGAGCAGAAAAGAUUUAGUUUUUUCUUUUCCUUUUUCCCUCGUGAUAAAGAGAGAUGAGAACAGGGAAGGGUAAUCAGGAAGACGAAGAGUACGAGGAAGAAGAGUUCAGCACCAAGAAAUACGGCACUUCUUCCACUGCUAACAACAACAACGCCAGCAGCAAAGAUCCUAAGAACAAUGAUAAGGCAAGUGCGAUACGGUCAAAACACUCAGUCACAGAGCAGCGAAGGAGGAGCAAAAUUAACGAGAGAUUCCAGAUAUUGAGAGAUCUCAUACCCCAUAGUGAUCAAAAGAGAGAUACAGCAUCAUUCCUACUGGAGGUGAUUGAGUAUGUUCAAUAUUUACAAGAAAAGGUACAAAAAAAUGAGGGUUCUUACCAGGGAUGGAGUUCCGAGCCUACAAAGUUGAUGCCAUGGAGAAAUAGUCACUGGCGUGCUCAGAAUUUCGUUGGCCACCCUCAAGCCAUAGAAAAUAUUUCUGGUAUGGGGUCGACGUUUCCUGGGAAGUUUGACGAGAAUAAUGUCUCUAUAACCCCAACCAUGCUUACAAGCACACAGAGACGUGUAGAAUCUGAUCCUAGCAGGGAUAUCGCCUGCAAACCGAUCGAUCUGCAACCUGAGUUAGUGAACAAAGGAUCAACUUUGCCCAUGCCUCUGCAAACCAACGCGCUUGCUUCUGUCAGAAGUGAUGGUGUGCAAGCCCAUCCUCUUCAGGGGCCGUAUUCUGAUGCACAAUCAAGUGAGUGUCCAACGACCAGUGAAACACUGAACCAACAGGAGGAGCUGAUAGUUGAAGGGGGAACAAUUAACAUCUCGAGCGUUUACUCUGAUGGGCUUUUGAAUGCUUUGGCACAAGCAUUGCAGAGUGCAGGGGUGAAUCUGUCACAGGCCAGCGUCUCAGUGCAGAUUGAUCUUGGGAAGAGACGAAACAGAGGGAUGACUUCAGAAACAUCCACCCCAAAGGAUCACGAGAUUCCCCCCUCUAGCCAUCAAGCAAUGGCACAUCUAAAAGAUGCAGGCCGCAGAGAGGACUCGGAUCAAGAUCAAAAGCGGCUAAAAACAUAAAACUAAUAUGUGUAUUCCUUGGAUCUCUGAUUUAUCCAAGAUUUUACUUGCUUACUUACUACUGUUUCAUCUCCUGGUUAUUGUGCAUGCGGGUUUUAAACUUUUAACACUAUUUCGUGAUCUCUAUCCAGAAUUGCUCCAUUAGUUAUAAAUU